Molecule: messenger RNA, 1425 nt
Organism: Sodiomyces alkalinus F11
Lineage: Eukaryota; Fungi; Ascomycota; Sordariomycetes; Glomerellales; Plectosphaerellaceae
Product: poly-binding protein
Exons: 2
Coding region: 1-1425 (474 amino acids)
Biological process (GO): regulation of gene expression; regulation of RNA metabolic process
Cellular component (GO): nucleus; cytoplasm
Molecular function (GO): mRNA binding
Source: RefSeq, a predicted model, not a curated record
AUGUCGGCCUCACCUACUCAGCCUUCCAACUCGGCGAAGCGCCCUCUCGAGGAGACCUCAUCUCCUUCCCAAAACAAUGACCAACCCGAGGCUAAGCGUCCUGCCCUCGACAAAAUCUUGAAGAACGACGAAGAAAUCACCAUGGCCGAGAAGCCGGAUGAUGCUUCCCCCGAGGCCAACGAAAACACUCCUGCCGAGUCCCCCAACGGCGUAAAGGGCGAAACCGAAGUUGCUUCCGCCGCUGCCGAGGAGCCCAAGCCUAUCACGAGCGCUGUUCCGUCUGUCGCCCCGGAUGCUGCCGCCACCCACGACGAGACUGCAUGGAUUCACAUUAGAGCAGUAAUUUCCAGUCCCGAGGCUGCCACUAUCAUUGGAAAGGGCGGCGAAAAUGUUUCCAAUAUUCGUAAGAUGUCCGGUGCCAAAUGCACCGUCAGCGACUACCAGAAGGGCGCCGUCGAGCGCAUUCUAACCGUUAGCGGCGUCGUCGAUGCCGUGGCCAAGGCUUUCGGUCUCAUCAUCCGGACUCUCAACAAUGAACCCCUCGGCGAGGCAUCGAAUGCCCAGUCCAAGACGUAUCCCCUUCGACUCCUUAUUCCGCACAUCCUCAUCGGAUCCAUCAUCGGCAAGGGUGGUGCCCGAAUUCGCGAGAUUCAGGAAGCCUCUGGUGCUCGACUCAACGCGUCAGACUCGUGCCUCCCCAUGUCGACUGAGCGGUCCCUCGUCGUUAUGGGUGUCGCCGAUGCCGUCCAUAUCGCCACCUAUUACGUGGGCAGCACCUUGCUCGAACAGCUCAACGACCGCUUCGGCGGACCCGCUGCGUCCGCCUACGCGACACGUAGCGGCGGUCCUGCGGGUGUCGUACCUGGCGGCAUGCAGGUGGUACCUUACUGUCCUCAGCCGACCACUGGCAAUUACGGAAACAGGGAGAACUACGGCAGACGGCACGACGUUCGGGCCCAACAUCCCCCGCAACACCCUCUCCCUGCGGCGCCUUAUGCGCAGCAUUAUCCGCCUCACGCCGGGCAGCCCAAUCCGGCCAUGCCCAUCCACUACGGCGCCCAAGCCGGUGCCUACGGCGGUGCCGCACCUGUCCAACCUCACGGUGCGCCCAUUGCUCAGCCUCAUGGCGCUCAUCCCGCGCCCGUGCACGGCGGCGUAGCCGGCGCUCCGUUGACGCAGCAGAUUUAUAUCCCCAACGACAUGGUGGGCGCCAUCAUCGGCAAGGGUGGCCAAAAGAUUAACGAGAUCCGCCAGAUUAGCGGAAGCGUGAUCAAAAUCAAUGAGCCCCAGGAUAACAGCAACGAGCGCUUGGUCACUAUCAGUGGAACCGAGGAGACUAAUCGCAUGGCGCUCUACAUGCUGUACUCUCGCCUUGGUGAGGCCCAGAAGAAGCAAGACCAUGACAAGACCAGAAUGCCUUUCUAA